This is a messenger RNA of Sebastes umbrosus (honeycomb rockfish), 2648 nucleotides long. RefSeq names its product protein regulator of cytokinesis 1b (gene prc1b). The record is from RefSeq and is a predicted model, not a curated record. Gene Ontology annotation, biological process: mitotic spindle midzone assembly; microtubule cytoskeleton organization. NCBI's taxonomy places the organism in Eukaryota, Metazoa, Chordata, Actinopteri, Perciformes, Sebastidae. Gene Ontology annotation, cellular component: mitotic spindle midzone; cytoplasm; spindle. Gene Ontology annotation, molecular function: microtubule binding. The transcript is spliced from 15 exons. The coding region runs from base 148 to 1989 and encodes 613 amino acids.
AACGUCACUGGACGCGUAUUUUGAACUGUGGUACAACAAACGGCCGGACUGACUGAGAUCAGCAGAGCAGAGAGGAUCCUCUCUGGGACUAACUUUAGGUUAUUAUCAAACUGUUUUAAUAUAAUCACAACACACUGGGAUUUAACGAUGAGAAAGAGUGAGGUGCUGGCAGCAGAGGCUGUGUCCUGCCUGAAUAAAGCUCUGUGCCACCUGAAGGACAUCUGGGAGGAGAUAGGGAUCCCUGAGGACCAGAGACUGCAGAGGACCAAUGUUGUCAAGAACCACAUUAAGAGUUUACUAGACAUGAUGAUCAAAGAAGAGGAUUCUCUGAAAAAGAGGCUCAUAAGCAGCAUUCAGACCUGCAGGACGGAAAUGGAGAAACUCUACCUGGAGCUUCAGCUGACCGGGUUUGAGGAGGAGACCGGUAUCACCAUGCUCCAGCAGGAGAAGAACAUCCGCACACAGGUGGAGGCUCUGAUGAAGGAGAAGACCCUGCGGAUGCAGCAGCUGAAGGUUCUGCUAGACCAGGACCAGGACCUGUGCGACAUCCUGUGCUCCAUGCCCUAUGGCAUCGCUCCAGACUCCGUCCCCACGCCGGAACAGCUGGAGAGCUUCAGCCAGCACAUCACCAACCAGAACGCAGAGAAGACGAGGCGGUAUGCUGAGUUCAUGGACCUCAAAAGGCAGAUCAUCUUGUACAUGGGAGAGCUGGACCAGAUCCCCGAGACCAGCUUUGAGAAGGACGUGGUCUGUGAGGACGAGGACUCUUUUUGCCUUUCAAGAGACAAUAUCACGUCUCUCAAACUGCUCGUUUGUCAGCUGGAGGAACGUAAGGCGGAGAACGAGGCGAUGUGUGAGGCUCACAGAGAGAAGAUCCAGCGGUUGUGGGACCGACUGACAGUUCCUCAGGAGGAGAGAGAGGCCUUCAACGAACACAUGGUCUCAUCCAGGAAGAGGAACCUGGAAGCGUUACACGCAGAAGUUCAACGUCUGGAGGAGCUCAAAAUGUUAAACAUCCACAACGUCACCGACGCCAUCCGCUCCGAGAUCGCCGUGUUUUGGGAGAAGUGCUUCUUCAGCACCGACCAGCGGCAGGAUUUCUCUCCGUAUUUUAGCGUGGACUUUACUGAAGAGCUGUUGAGUCUGCAUGACGCUGAGAUCCAGCGCUUGAAGCAGCAUUAUGAGGAUCACAAAGAGCUUUUUGACGGCGUUCACCAGUGGGAAGAAAGCUGGAGACUCUUCCUCCAGCUGGAGAAAAAAGCCACAGAUCCGACGCGUUUCACUAACAGAGGAGGAAACCUUCUGAAAGAGGAGAAACAGAGGUCUGACCUGCAUAAGAGCCUGCCGAAGCUGGAAAAGAAACUAAAAGUCCAGAUCGACGUGUGGGAAAGUGAACAGGAUCGUGAGUUUCUAGUAAACGGCCAGAUGUUUCUUCAGUAUGUGGAGGAUCAGUGGGAGCUGCACCGAAUAGAGAAAGAGAAGGAGAAACAAGAGAGGCAACUGAAGAAGAGCAAACAGACGGAGGAGGAUAUGCUGUACGGAACGGCGGUACGAACCCCGACCAAACGCAGACUCCUCGGCACUCAUACCCCAAAUAAAUCACGGAAGUUUAACGCCACUUCCAGCCUCUCUAGCGCCACCUCUAACAGCACCGGUCGCUCCGUCUUCGGUGGGACGGUCUGCCGCUCUCCUGGGCCCCGCCCACCUCUCUCAGCAAACAAGGGUUCAGCAGCGAGGACGCCAGGUGGCGGUAAACCUCCAAACCCUCGACUGCUGCAGGGCUGUAACAAGGAGAACGAGGCCCAGCUGAAGGGGAGCCCUCUGAGCGGUGCGUUGCUGACCCCCGCUGGUCAACAGCGUAACUUCAGCAUAGCCUCUGUUGCCAGCACGUAUUCAGAGUUUGUGAGGGACUUGGUCAACACUGAUUCUGUUCAAUCAAGCGAGACCUGUCCAAGGCCACUAACGCCAAGAUCCAGCACGACAUCCUGAACUCCACCACCACCAACCUUUGACCUCUCCCUUAGCCGUCCUUUGGAUGAAGUUCUGAUCUCCCCAAAAACAGCAUCACUGCCUUUCACUGCUUUUAUAUGUAAAUGAAGGUAAUAUAUAUCAAGUGUUAAAGUCAGUGAUGAACAAGGAGCUCAGUGGUCUAUCACUGUCUGUAACAGGAAGAAACACGAUUGUAUCAUAAGUUAAACUAACACUACUUUGGCUCUCAUUCAUAAAUUUAGCCAGUUAUUGAGAUGUAAUAAACGUUGUCGGCAUUUUGUACUGCACAUUUGUUUUUGUUUUUUUAAAAAGAAACGAAAGAAAUGUAAGAUUUCUGAUGUUAUGCAAUCCGUGAUUACAGGACAAAUGUAUUCUGAAUACUUUGCACUUUUUUUAGUAAAUAUAUUACAGCGCAUUCAUUGUGUCAUUUUACACACACACUCACACUGUUCACCUCCAAAUCUGUUUUGAUACAUGUUUGUAUGUAUUUUUGUACAUAUUUCCAUCCGCUGUUCUCUUCAGAGUAACUUCUGUUUGACAAAGACGUUAGUUUAAACAGGCUGUUAGUUAUUAAAGGGGACAUAUCAUAAAAAAAAACACCUUUUCAGUGCUUGUGUUCAUACAUCUGGGUAUCUGGAGUUCCUACCAACCCACAAACU